Messenger RNA from Candoia aspera, 1376 nucleotides. It is a transcript of the gene VGLL1, whose product is annotated as vestigial like family member 1. Gene Ontology annotation, biological process: regulation of transcription by RNA polymerase II. Lineage: Eukaryota; Metazoa; Chordata; Lepidosauria; Squamata; Candoiidae. Gene Ontology annotation, cellular component: nucleus. Bases 656 to 1249 code for a protein of 197 amino acids. The record is from RefSeq and is a predicted model, not a curated record. The transcript has 4 exons.
CUUUACACUCUACAUGAGGAACAACAUCGGGGCGGGGGGCAAGAAAGUCAAAAAGAAGGAAGGAAGAAUGUUAAAAAGUGAAACAUGCUGAAACCUUUGCUGCAAGAACUGCACAGAUCCACCUAUGAAAGAAAAGCUGAUAUUUUUUUUUUUAUUCUACCCAUGUCCAUCUUGUGAUACCAGGAACUGUUCUUAAAUCUGGAGACCCAUCCCUUGGCUUGGGCACACACCAUUGUUGCCAGCUAUUUUUUACAAGCACUCUGAACAGCCCUUUUUAUUGCCUUCUUUCCUGAAACCUCUAAACCUGGUUGACUUGUCAGGGUACAUUUCACACAUUCCUGCUGGCAAGCCUGAAGGAUACGCCUUGUUCGCUCGCUGCUGGAGGGAUAGAAAGCUGCUGGUACAGUCUUACACUUUUCUUCUCGCUGUGAAGUGGCUACAGAAGGCAUUGGUAGGAUCCCUGGAGUUGGGGAAUCACAGGAUGAAGUAACUCAGGUGGAACAUCCCAAGCAUAAACUCUGAGUAAUCUCAGUGGUGAUCUUGGGGAGGGGGGAGCAGGAGAUAAUCAGUACCAUGGACUCAACAUCACCAUCAAGUCCAUGUACAUCUUUCUUGUGUCACCUUUAUUUUUAGGCCCGGACAAAUAUUUCCAGGUAUGGAAGAGACAAAGAAUAAUUCCACAAAGCUGAGCAGAACCAAACAGCCAGUGAAAACAGAAUGGGGGGCCCAUUACAUGGUGUUAACCUACUUCCAAGGAGACACUAAUAGCAUGGUGGAUGAGCAUUUCUCUAGAGCUUUGAGUGUCACCAAAAACCCGCAGAACCUGAGUAGAAACAACAGUGCUGAAGAAAACCACAGACCUUCCCAUGAGUGGGGUCUUUCACCCCACUGGGCGAAGCCCUAUGGUGCGUCCUCCCCGUUGAACCUCUGUGCUUCCGAGGAGAACACAGCUGCUCCUGCGAUGGAUCUCUACCAGCCCUCCCUUCUCCAGGGUGCCUCUCCGGCGACCGCUGAGCUCUGGCCCUUGGCUUCUGGGGGCGAUCCAAGUUUGACCACAGUUUCGAGGUACCCAGCUUCUGAUCUGCACGUGGCACAAGGUGGCAUGUCGGAUGAGAAAUAUGGUUCACUGUUAGGCCUCUUGGAACAAGAAAGAUGUCCUCGACCCAUCCGAGAGCCUGCCGAUUCCCGAUCGGCUUGUCUUACUGGUUCGGCUAGGUUGCAAAAUAUGAGCCAGAGGUAUCCCUGCUAAUGGCCAAUUUGCGCUUUUAAAAAAUGGACCUAUUUGCCUAUUAUUUCUUCUCAAAAGACUUUCUGGGGACUGUUGAAAAUCACAGGAGCUGUAAUUAAGAAAAGUAGUCAAAUGCCAGUGAACCCUC